AUGAGGGAGCCGGCGGGCGGCACGGUGGCCCCCGGGCUCCCCGCUUUCUGCAGCCGCCUGUACCGCUCGUACUCGGGCAUGUCGGGGUCCGAGCCGGCCGCGCCGCCGCAGGGCAACGGCACGGGCUGGCGGCCCGCCGAGCAGUGCGGCUCCGUGUCCGUAGCCUACCCGCUCGCCAUGAUGAUCACGGGCAUCGUGGGCAACGCGCUCGCCAUGCUGCUCGUGGCCCGCAGCUACCGUCGCAAGGACAGCAAGCGCAAGAAAUCCUUCCUGCUGUGCAUCGGCGGCCUGGCGCUCACCGACCUGGCGGGCCAGCUGCUCACCAGCCCGGUGGUCAUCGCCGUCUACCUGUCCCAGCGGCCCUGGCAGCGGCUCGACCCGUCGGGCCGCCUGUGCUCCUUCUUCGGCCUCAGCAUGACCACGUUCGGCCUCUGCCCCCUCUUCAUCGCCAGCGCCAUGGCCGUCGAGCGGGCACUGGCCAUCCGCGCGCCGCACUGGUACGCCAGCCACAUGAAGACGCGGGCCACCCGGGCCGUGCUGCUGGCCGUCUGGCUGGCGGGGCUCGCCUUCGCCCUGCUGCCCGUGGCCGGCGUGGGCCACUACGCCGUCCAGUGGCCCGGGACGUGGUGCUUCAUCGGCACCGGCGAGCGCGGCGCCAACGGGACCGGCCCGGCUCCCGGCCGCGGCGACCUCUUCUUCGCCUCCGCUUUCGCCUUCCUGGGGCUCGCGGCGCUGGCGGUCACCUUCGUCUGCAACCUGGCCACCAUCAAGGCGCUGGUGUCCCGCUGCCGGGCCAAGGCCACGGCCUCCCGGGGCGGCGCCCAGUGGGGCAGGAUCACCACCGAGACGGUCAUCCAGCUCAUGGGAAUCACGUGCGUCCUCUCCGCCUGCUGGUCCCCCUUGUUGAUCAUGAUGUUGAAAAUGAUCUUCAACCAGACCUCUGUGGAACACUGCAAGAUGCCGAAACCCGAAACGAAAAGGCCGAAGGAAUGCGACUUCUUCCUGACCGCUGUGCGCCUGGCUUCCCUGAACCAGAUCUUGGACCCCUGGGUCUAUCUGCUGUUGAGAAAAAUCCUCCUGCGGAAGUUCUGUCAGGGAGAAGAGACCAGGUUGAGACAAGGCAUCCAUUGGGAAGUGGAGAAAUACACAUUGAAGACAAAUAUAGAUGAACAUGGACCCAGACAGAUACAGAAGGAGGAGGAGAGAUACCUGGAGGGGGAAUCAGCUUCAAAGGAUUUCCUUUGUGCUAGAGAGACGUGCAGGCUAUGGAUUCCGCAAAGGCACCUGUCCUCAGAGGUCAGCAAAGAGCUACACUAAAGGGAAACUUCAUGAAGACUCUAUAAGAGAGAAAAAGACUUCAAGUAACCGGGAGCUGGGAGGUACCCCUUUGUCACAUAUAUUCUCUACCUCAAUACCUUUGUACUUGGAGCCCACUCUCCCCAAGGACAUGGUAUGUAGAAGGGGACAAAGACAAAUGUUUUUGUAACUACUCGUUGUACCUUCUCAGUAAAUACAUUUUUAAAAAACUAAUUGUAUCUGAUUGACUGAUUAUCAAAGGAAACACAUUGAUGGGGGCUUGUGAGUAUGGAGACUCAUACAUUCAGGGUAGGGUUAAUCUUAGACUCCUGAGAAUAGUAGUCAGCUGUCCUUUGGGUACCUGGUCCACUGUGGCUAGAAUUUGGGAAAGAAGCUACAGAGUGGGUGCUAAAUAACACAACUAAGAUUUUAAUGCAUUCUUGAACAUCUUUUUUUAAAUUGGAUUUUCUAUUUUGAACUUAAUAAUCCACAAUAAACAAAAAAAUAUUUCAAUAUAUA
This is a messenger RNA of Vombatus ursinus (common wombat), 1815 nucleotides long. It is a transcript of the gene PTGER3, whose product is annotated as prostaglandin E receptor 3. Gene Ontology annotation, cellular component: plasma membrane. The coding region runs from base 1 to 1317 and encodes 438 amino acids. Gene Ontology annotation, molecular function: prostaglandin E receptor activity. The record is from RefSeq and is a predicted model, not a curated record. Gene Ontology annotation, biological process: intestine smooth muscle contraction; phospholipase C-activating G protein-coupled receptor signaling pathway; inflammatory response. The transcript has 3 exons. Lineage: Eukaryota; Metazoa; Chordata; Mammalia; Diprotodontia; Vombatidae.